This is a messenger RNA of Malassezia vespertilionis, 1089 nucleotides long. RefSeq lists its product as uncharacterized. Lineage: Eukaryota; Fungi; Basidiomycota; Malasseziomycetes; Malasseziales; Malasseziaceae. Gene Ontology annotation, biological process: protein deubiquitination; ribophagy. The record is from RefSeq and is a predicted model, not a curated record. Gene Ontology annotation, cellular component: Ubp3-Bre5 deubiquitination complex; ribonucleoprotein complex; cytosol. The transcript has a single exon. Bases 1 to 1089 code for a protein of 362 amino acids. Gene Ontology annotation, molecular function: mRNA binding.
AUGUCCCGGGCUAAUGGUACUACGAACGGCACUCAGGAACAGCCAAACAAGGCAGCCGAGAUUGGCUGGCUGUUUGUUCCGCAGUUCUACACGACCAUGAACCAGAACCCAACGCAGCUCCACCGUUUCUACACCAAGCGCAGCACGAUGGUGCAUGCAGGAGAGAACGAGGAUGUUGCUCCGAGCUUUGGACAGCAGGAUAUCCACACGCGUUUUCAGGAUCUCGCGUUUGUGGAUACCAAAGUAUACGUGUCGAACGUCGAUAGCCAGGCUUCUGCGGACGGCGGUAUCAUUAUCCAGGUGCUCGGCGAAAUGUCGAACAAGGGCAACGCUUGGCGCAAGUUUGCCCAAACCUUCUUCCUGGCUCAGCAGCCGAAUGGGUUCUACGUGCUGAACGACAUCUUCCGCUACCUGAAGGACGAGUCCUCGGAGGAGGCCGAGCCCACAAAGGAGGCCGAGCACGAACAUGUGCCGCAGGCUCUUCCCAGCGAGCCGAAACCCGCCGAGGAUGCGCCCAAGGAGCCCGAGCCAGUGUCGCUUACGCCUGCUGCAGAGCCUGUGCCUGUGCCUGUGCCUGUGAUGGCUGCCCCAGUGGCUGCACCUAUGGAGCCCGCCGCGCCCGCCGCGCCCGCUGCGCCCGCCGCGCCCAAGACUUGGGCGAAUCUCGCGGCGAGCAAUGCAACGAAAUGGGGCAGUGCUGCACCACCGACGCCGGCCGUGUCGCAGUCCAGCACCGCGCCGCCCAAGUUAGCCCGCCCAGGAAGCGGCCAGCGCUCCGCACACGUUUUUAUCAAAAACGUGACCGGUAGUGCCGCGGUGAACGACACGCUGAAGCAAGCGCUCGAGUCGCAGUUUGGGCCCGUGAAGGAUGUGCAGGUGAACAUGGGCAAGAACUUUGCGUUUGCCGAGUUUGCCUCGCACGACGCUGCGCAGCGGGCGAUUACGCAGAGCACGGGCGGCGGGAUCAAGGUCGGUGAUGCCACCGUCCAGAUCGAGCAGCGCCGCGUGAAUGAGCGCAGCGGCGGCGGCAACAACCGCAGUCGUGGCGGCAACCGCGGCGGCAACCGCGGCGGCAGCCAUGUGGCCUAA